Cetraspora pellucida is the source of this 3429-nucleotide messenger RNA. Lineage: Eukaryota; Fungi; Glomeromycota; Glomeromycetes; Diversisporales; Gigasporaceae. The record is from the annotation of a GenBank genome assembly.
AUGGAUGACAGUAUUUCUUCUAAUAAUCAUAAUAACCAAAAUGGUACCGAAACAAAGGAAACACCAGGUGAACCGGUUAACCUUAGUAAAAAAACUUUGGCUUUGUUAAAUGCUGACCAAAGUCCUCCAGAGAAUGACGACAUUCCGAUUUGGCAAAAGACUAUGUUGACCUAUUUUUAUUCGAUUCUUGGUGAAGAUUCUCCUCCAAGUCAACUUACUCGUUCUCGCUCUCGUUCUCGUCGAGUUGAGGAACCUACAACUCCCUCAGAAGCUCAGUUAUCGGCUCCUUACAUUGAAGAACAGCGUCCUGAACAUCCUGACUAUAUAAAACGUAUUUUUACUCAAGCUGAAUUAACUGAAUUAGACGAAGCACCAGAAACAACUGAGAUAGAGGAAUCUACACGAAAAAAAAAUUUGAGAAAACGUUUUCACCAUGCUAUUAAUAUGGCAACCGUCAACUUAAGAUUUUCAAAGGGUGAUAGUAGACAAUUACAAGAAGUUGGUGAUAGUCAGGGUUUUACUACAUGGUUAACUGCUGUACCAUUUUUAUGGUUAAGAAAAGAUCAUAAAGGGCGUAAAGCGCUUGCGAUCACUGACUCUAAAAAAGAUCCGCUAUCACACAAUUGGCUAAGUCUUUUCCGAAUCGAAUUAGCAUACGGUGAUAUUAAAUGGGUAUUAAAUCGAACUGGUUUUGAUUUCAUAAGUCUUCAUGUUAAUUUGACACGAAGAGCUGAAUUUGCUCGUUGGAUACCAAAAUUCCCUUCCGGAAUUUCAAAAUGGUUCAAAUCUAAAAUCCUUCAUUCAAAUGAUUCAAGUCGUUCUGAUGCUCUUGAGAGACGAAAGGAAUUAGAACAAUAUUUAAUUAGUGUGAUAAAAGAAUUAUGGUCGCAUCUUCUUGUUUCUUAUGAACUUUACGAAUUUCUGGAACUUAGUGCGAUUUCAAUUACUAGAGAUAUGGGAUGGAAAGGUAAAGAAGGUUAUAUGGAACACAAAGUUGAACGAUUUAAACAUCCUAUUUGUUCGCUUAGAUUUACAAACGAAAAGUGGGAACGAAGUUGGAUUAUAGUUCGCGAUUCGUAUAUUGCCUUUUGUUCAAACGUUAGUUCAACGAUCCCUUCGGAUGUUUUUCUUAUAGAUAAACAUUUUAUAUGCAAUAAAUUAACUCAUCAAGGACUUUCUCAUAUGUUACAAUUUCAUGAGCAUAUUGAAAUCAAAAAUAGUUCGCGUAGAAUUGAAAUUAAAACUGAUUCAUACGUUUUAAAGGACUUUAUGAAUAGUAUUGAAACUAUUAAAAAUGCUUCUCCAUGGGUUAAACAACAUCGACACGAUUCAUUUGCUCCCAUUAGAGCGAAUGCAAAAGUUCAAUGGUAUGUCGAUGGCAAAGAUUAUUUCUUUGCUGUGUCACAGGCUUUAUUGACUGCAAAAUCCGAAAUUUAUAUUGAAGAUUGGUGGCUGUCUCCUGAAUUGUAUCUUCGCCGGCCGCCUUCUGAUAACGAAGAGUUUCGACUAGAUAAAUUAUUAAAAAAAAAGGCUGAAGAAGGCGUGAUGAUUUACAUUAUUGUAUACAAAGAAGUUACUGUUGCUUUACCUUUGGAUUCUCAUCAUACCAAAUUUUACCUUCAGGGUCUUCAUAAAAAUAUUAAAGUACAAAGACAUCCUGAUCAUGGUAUUGAAGGAACAAUAUUCUGGGCACAUCAUGAGAAAAUGGUAGUGGUUGACAGUCGUAUAGCAUUUAUUGGUGGUUUAGAUUUAUGUUUUGGACGUUAUGAUACUCAUUCUCAUGACCUAUCUGACUGGCCUCAAAAUACGAAAGGCCCAACAAUAUGGCCCGGUCAAGAUUUUUCAAAUCCAAGAAUAAAAGAUUUUCAAAAUGUCACUGAUCAUCAGAAUGAAAUAAUCGAUAAAUCUCGUUACCCACGUAUGCCCUGGCACGAUGUUGGUACACCAGCUCGCGACGUUGCCCGGCAUUUUGUUCAAAGAUGGAAUUUCAUCAAAGAUAAAAAAUCGUUUGAACGCGAAACGUUGCCAUUUUUGUUGCCGAAAGGUGAAUAUGUCAGCACCCGUGAUGAAUCCAGAUUCAAUGGAACUUGUGAAGUUCAAAUUUUACGUAGUAGUGCAGUCUGGAGUAUGGGAAUUGAAGUCGAGAGUUCUAUCUACAGCGCAUAUCAACAUUUAAUUCGGAAUGCUAAGCACUAUAUUUAUAUUGAAAAUCAAUUCUUUGUUACAUCAACAGAAGAUGAUCCAAAUUAUGUUGUUAAAAACAGGAUUGGCAAGUCUAUUGUUGAACGUGUAAUAAAAGCACAUCAGGACGGUGAGAAAUUCCGAAUUAUUGUUGUCAUGCCUUUAUUACCCGGGUUUGAGGCGGAUUUAAAUUCUAGUGAUGCCGGAACAAUUCGCAUGGUAAUGCACUGGCAAUAUGUCUCAAUUUGUCGAGGUGGUAAAUCUGUAUUAGAAAAAAUAAGGCAAGCUGGUAUAGAUCCGGAAAACUACAUAUCAUUUUUCGCAUUGCGUGGCUAUGACAAAAUUAAACAUAAGGAAUACAAUGGUAGCGUACCUAAUGGUUCUAUUAAAGACAAGCAGAAUGAAAUCUUAGAUGAAUCGCAGCCAUCACAUAAUAAUAUUAGUACAGAUUCAUAUUCUGAUGAACAAACGGAGUCUUCUUUAAAAGGAAUCGGAGGCGAGCCGGGCAUGCCUGCUAGCAUGAUAGAUUUAGAUCCAAAGUGUUCUUAUAUUUCAGAAGAGAUAUAUAUUCAUAGCAAAAUGAUGAUUGUUGACGAUAAAUAUGUUAUUAUUGGUUCAGCCAAUUUAAAUGACAGAUCACAACUAGGCCAUCGUGAUUCAGAAAUAGCAAUCCUUGUCGAGGACAAGCAAACUGUUCCAUCACGCAUGAAUGGACAAAAGUAUGAAGCAUCGAAAUUUGCAUAUACGUUACGCAGCAACCUUUUCAAGGAAUUUUUAGGUCGUUUGAAACCUCAAGAUCAUGCAACAAUUACCGAAAGCAGUUUAGCUCCGGUUCAGCCUGACGUAUUAAAGGAACUAUUGAAUGAUAGGGAUCCUUUAUCCAUACCAAUAUUGGAUGAAUUAAUGACCAGUUCAGAGCCUAAUCAUCUUACAAAGGAAGACUUGAUUGUUAUGGAUCCGUUGUCUGACGAAUUUUAUACUUAUUGGCAAAAAGUUGCACAAGAUAAUACUGCUAUUUAUAGAUCAGUUUUUAAAUGUAUCCCUGAUGAUAAUGUCACUAAUUGGAGCGAAUACGAGAAUUUUGUACCAAAUCCAGCAAUUGUUGAUAAAGGACAUGUAGCAAUUUCAAAUAACUAUGAUGUAAAAGCAAAGUUGGACAAGAUUCGAGGACAUUUAGUUACAUUCCCUCUUCAUUUCUUAGAGUCAGAAAACUUAAUGACAAGUGCUACCCUUCAGGAUCAACCAUAA